Messenger RNA from Nymphaea colorata (pocket water lily), 1165 nucleotides. RefSeq names its product PLASMODESMATA CALLOSE-BINDING PROTEIN 4-like. Lineage: Eukaryota; Viridiplantae; Streptophyta; Magnoliopsida; Nymphaeales; Nymphaeaceae. The record is from RefSeq and is a predicted model, not a curated record. The coding region runs from base 87 to 1034 and encodes 315 amino acids. The transcript has 3 exons.
GCACACAGCAGAGGAAAGAACUGCAAUACUUUACGGCCAAAAUUCUCUUUUCUCUCCCCUUUUCAUAUUCAAGUUCAUGUUCACCCAUGGAUCUCUCUGGAUUCGGAAGACACUUUUCUCCAUCAACUUGCCUUUUCUUAUCUCCCUUUAUUUUUUGCUUCCUUUGGAUCGCUCGACCUCCCAACUUUUGCCCCUUUAAAUCCUUUCUUUUGUUAUCCUCCACCUUUGUUCCGAGUCAUUGCCCCGUCAUGCUCUCCUUUCGGCUGCUGGUGCUGCUGCUGCUCCUCCUGCUCCUAUCAGCCGGCGGCGAUGGUGAUGGUGGCGACGGUGGUUGCGCUACGAGCAGAGUAAUUGUGGCCGCCACCACGUGGUGCGUGGCCAGGAGCAGCAUGGACAACACCUCCCUGCAGGCGGCGCUCGACUAUGCCUGCGGCGUGGGCGGUGCGGACUGCUCGCCUAUCUCCUCCGACGGCCUCUGCUUCCUUCCCAACACGCUGCAGGCGCACGCCUCCUACGCCAUGAACAGCUACUACCAGCGGAGCGGCCACGGCCCUACCUCCUGCGACUUCUCCGGUGCCGGAGUCAUUGCCAUGACCGACCCAAGCUAUGGAUCUUGCGUCUAUCCUUCAUCUGCAAGUACAGCCAGUGGAAUCGGCUCGACAGCACCACCAACAACUAUACCCACACCCACCACUACGCCGGUGACUACGCCGGUGACCACGCCGGUGACCACACCUUGGGCCACGCCGUCGACCAUACCUUGGACCACGCCGGUGACCACGCCUUCGACCAUGCCCAUCACUACACCCACACCCACAACGAAUACGCCCACAAUUCCAACCUACAACCCUGCCAACCCCACACCCAUCACCAGCACAGGUGGCGGACUUAGUCCUCCUGGGCUCAAUAGUCCUCCUGGGCUGGGCUCACCCACUGCGUCCAAUGCCAUGAUGACCAAGACAAGCACCAGCCAUCCAGUUGCAGUGGUCACUCUCUUCUUCUUGCCGCUGCCCUUUUUCUUCCUUUUGGAUUAAAACUCCAGGAGGAUGGUUAUGAGGAAGAUGAAGUGAAAAAUCUCAAAGAAUGUAAAGUUGUUAGUUUGAUUUUGAAUUGUCGUUUCCUUUUUCCUUUUUGUACAAUUACUAUAUUAUUUACAAAUUCCUUA